CUCCAUGUUCAAGUAUGGCAUGGCUUACACCGAACAUUGGUUUGAAACUGUUCUUAAUCUUCAGUUUACCCAACUCCCUGGCCCUCUGUGCCUCGUGCCCGCCAGGAUGGCUGAAAUGGCAACAGUCCUGUUACAUCCGACUUGCCGACAAAAUGAACUGGUUUCAGGCAUACGAGGCCUGUGAUCGGCCGGGAAGUAGUUUGGUUGUUCCCAACUCCCCAGAGGAAAAUCUCUUCAUUUGGAAGUCAAUGGUGAAAGGAUGGGGUGGUCUGUGGAUCGGCUGUACGGAUGCGGCCCAAGAGGGCGUUUGGUUGUGCGGGAAGGAGCCUGCAAUGUACACUAACUGGCACAAGAAAAGUCCCAAAUUCGACGACUCGCUGAACUGUGCCCGGGUGACUGUCUUCCAAGGCGGAGUUUGGAAGAACGAUUUGCCUUGCAGCACCACACAAGAACGAAGGUUUGCAGCAUGUGAGAUGACGGCUGCCGUGGUGCCAACCUACCACGCAGCCAUUGAUCUCGAUGGGCGUAUCUCCCCGUGUCUCCUCCACCACGAAAUCAAGAAUGUGACAGCAGAGGGUGUGCUUGCCUGCGGAUGGGCGUGCCGUGCCGAGCCCCGAUGCCGUUCCUUCAAUCUGUGGCAAGGCCGUGAAAAAGACCUUUGUCAACUUAAUGACGUCUCUCGUCGUGGAGUAAGCACUAAAUUCAAGAGGGAGGACAACUGCUUUUUCUUUGAGCUGUAGAAUCCUAUUUCAACAAUCAUUAAAAAUUGGACAUGACUUUAUGCUAGAAACUUCAUAUUACUGAUUUUCAAACGUGAAGAGGUGCACUGUAAUGACCAUAAAACUUUGCACAUUUUUAGCUUGUUAUUCUUUGUUCCCAUUUUGGCUGGUUUUGUCAGAACCUGGAACUUUCGGUAAUACGGUGGUUAUAAAGGUUGCACGUUCAUCAUUUCGUAAAAUUAGAAUUGAUCGGAGGUCUGUAUGUAAAAAGUAUGUAAAAAGUUUCAAGAAAAUAUGUGUUAACUAAAUGAC
Molecule: messenger RNA, 1031 nt
Organism: Acanthaster planci (crown-of-thorns starfish)
Lineage: Eukaryota; Metazoa; Echinodermata; Asteroidea; Valvatida; Acanthasteridae
Product: CD209 antigen-like protein C
Source: RefSeq, a predicted model, not a curated record